This is a messenger RNA of Impatiens glandulifera, 417 nucleotides long. RefSeq lists its product as uncharacterized. The transcript has 2 exons. Gene Ontology annotation, molecular function: zinc ion binding. Bases 1 to 417 code for a protein of 138 amino acids. NCBI's taxonomy places the organism in Eukaryota, Viridiplantae, Streptophyta, Magnoliopsida, Ericales, Balsaminaceae. The record is from RefSeq and is a predicted model, not a curated record.
AUGACUUGUAGUUGUAGGGUAUUUGAUGUAUCUGGUUUUCCUUGUACUCAUGCCCUGACUGCUGCUCGUACACGAAAAUUGGAUCCUUAUGACUUCUGCUCAAGAUAUUACUCAACUGAAAUGUGGUUGCAUGCAUAUGCAGAGACAUGUUAUCCUGUUAGUGAUGAAGAAGAAUGGGAUAUUCCGGAAAUUAUCAAACAAUGCGUUUGCCUAAAACCACCUAUUAAGGUGAAGAAAGGACGGCCAACAACAAAUCGUAGGUCAUCCCAAUGUGAGACUCGUAAGGUCCAGAGACGAUGCAGUUCAUGUGGUGGUCAAGGUCAAAACAGAGCAACAUGCAAAUCAGUGAUGUCUGCACCAUCUACUGCAAGAACAUCAUCUCAGCAUCAGCCAUCAUCUCAACAGCAUGUUGAAUAA